AUUCUCUGUAAACCGCGCUGUGUCGGUAUUAUAUUGUUUACAUUACUGAUACUGUGGCUACUUGGUGACUAUCACUUGGGAUGGUUAAUUUAAAUUUAUGUCAUUUCUUGUAGCAUUAUUUAAUUAGAAGUUCCAUUAGCCUGGCGUGUUUCUUUUGAAUUUAUCAUCACUGCUUUCUGGAACUGAUUGACUUCUUAGUUUGAUUGUGUCGAUUUUUUAACUCUGAUCUGAAGAAUUGACAAACAUUUUGUACAAUUCAUCCUUUAAUAUAUUGAAGCAGUAUUUUACGUGUCAUAAAUGUGUUUGAAAUAUAUUACGAACUUGAUGGCUUUAAUGCGGUCUUCUAGCUCUUGGACUUUUUUAUUACUGACAAUAAUAGUUAUCAAUUUUUCAGUUUUUGUUAAUUCUGAAGAAAUCGCCCCUUCUGAGCCUGUUGUUAGUGUCAAUAGAAAUGUUGAGUUUCCGGGGAAUUAUGAAGAUGUUGGUGGAGACUUCAAAAAGCCGGGUGACUUUUUUCACAAGAUUAAAGACAUUCAUAGUUUAGGUUUUGUUCAUGGCUUUGUUGCUGCGAUAUCUGUUAUUAUAGUUUCAGAGUUAGGCGACAAAACUUUCUUUAUUGCUGCAGUUAUGGCUAUGAGACAUUCUCGUAUUACAGUGUUCAUGGGCGCUAUAUCAGCUUUAGCUAUAAUGACUAUUUUAUCAGCUUGUUUGGGAUUUGCUACUACUGUUAUUCCAAGGACUUAUACCCAUUAUAUUUCCACUGCCUUAUUUGCAAUAUUUGGCUUAAAAAUGUUAAAAGAAGGUUAUUCCAUGCCAGCUGAUGAAGGCAAAGAAGAAUUUGAAGAUGUUCAAAAGGAUAUAAAUAAACGUGAAGUUGAGGAGGAUGCCAUUGGAGUAACAUUAGGAGCCAUUAUUGGACAUGGCAUAUGCACUUCUCUUGCUGUUAUAGGUGGUAGAAUAAUAGCACAAAGGAUAUCAGUCAGAUCUGUAACUCUCAUUGGUGGUGUUGUUUUCCUGAUUUUUGCAGUUUGGGCAUUAGCUAUUGGUCCAGGAACAUGAAGAUAUUUAGUUUUUAGAACUAAUUUACGGUCAUUUUCUGAUUGCUUUAAAUCCAGUUUUAAAUCUAGCGUGAUGGUUUCUGGAUUUUUAUUUGGUUUUUUUAAGCUUUGGUGUAUAUAUAUUUUUUAUUGUAUUAUUAGUGGUAAACAACUUAUUUAUUCUCUUACAAUUUAUAAAUUUCAAGUCUCUAUUAAGUUAUUUUUAUUUAUUAUUAAAUUUUGCUUGACUUUUGGCUUUAUUUUUAAACCUGUCUGUUAAUAUAUUAUUGAUUGUACAGUGUGUAAAGAAUUUCAUUGUAAAUAAUAUUCAAAUUAAUAUUGCUAGUUUAAAAAUUGUAAUUAUUAUAACUGUGUUAACCUUUUCUAUGAUGCAUUGAAAAUUAACAUAAAUAUUAUUUUAAAAUACAUAAAUGGAGAUGUAAAUUCACUUUUACCAUAUCAUGCCAUAUUUCACCAGCAGAACAUGUGUCAGAAAACUCGCUCGUAAAAUUUAAUGUUAUAUUCAAGCAUUAUUGUGUUAGUUUUCUUUUUGUAUAAUUGUAGUUACUGACUGAAAUUUGAUUUUAUAUCAAGUUAAAAUAUUUUAUGUUUUCAAAUUUUUUUUUAAGAAUCAAAUGUUUGACUAUUUAUUAAUGACAAAUGUCAUGUAUUAAAAUGUGGUUUAGUAAAGUUGUAUUUAAAUAUUUAUAGGCAAUGUGGUGAGGAACCUGUAACAGUUAAAAUAAUGUAUUAUUUGGUGCGUAUAAAAGUAAAGUUAUUUAUGUAAUAAAAUUGAUAGAUGGGUUAUAUUUGGUAAAUAUUACUUGUAUUUGGAUAUAGUCAUGAUUAAUAUUAGUUAAGUGAUUGAUUUUUGUAGCAAUUAAAAUAAGGCCGAAAUAUGUAAAUGUUAAAUAAUUAAGGGGGACGUGAUCGUUAAGGAAAGUGGUAGUACAAUGCUAAUGUGGGAUAACAAUGACCCAAUAGGUUCAAAUGGUCACAAAGUGUGAGGUUUGAACAAAUUGUAUAAUUUGGUAUCACCAAAUUUGGAAAAAGGGCGAAACUAAAAUAAAUUAAAUAUUGAAGAUAAAAACGAUAAAGUCAUGCUAUAUCCCAACAAUAUAUAUGAUUUAAUACAGUAAGCUGAUGUUUCCAAUAAGAAAAACUAAUAAAUUCACAUUUAUGCAUGCCCAUUACAAUAAUUGAAAGGUACUCACCCUGUACACACAAGACAUUUCAAAGGACAACCAUCAAAAGAAACACACAUUUUUAACUUGCAAUUAAGAUUUAUUUAAGAAAAAUAUCUAACAACAUAACUAGUGGAAAUACGUCUUUAAAACCAUUUUUAACAGUAGAAACACCUUUAAUAGAAAUGGGUGACGAGAGAAAUUAAAACACAGAAGGCGUCAUAGAUAAAAGUAAAUUAUAAAAGAACGAGUAAUUUGAAGGUUAAAAUAAAUAUGGAAAGAAAGCUUAAAUUCGAGAAGGUUUUUUGUAAUGUUAAGGAAAAUUAAAGGUAUAAAAUGCUGAUUUUAAAUUUACAGAAAUUGAUAGCAGCUAUGGAUUUAAUUUAAAAUAAAGGUGAAGAAAAAAAUGUAAAAAGAAAUCCCUCGAUAUGGACCGAAGUCCACAUCUCGGAGAAUAAAAAAAGGUAUCCUGCCCGAAGGCUCGAGAGAGAGAGAGAGAAUCCGUUAAAAAAGACUUAAAAAUUCCUUAACUGGGGUAUACCAGAAAAAAUUACGGCCAAUUAAAUUUAAAGAGGCGGAGAGUUUGAAAUUUAAAGGAAAGAGAUUGGUUAGUUAGCCCCCCUAAAAUUAAAAGAAGAAAAAGAAAGGCGUGAAUAGAGGGGUUGGUUGACUUUCCCCACAGGAAGUGCGAUGACCGCAACGACCAUGAGAAAGGUCAACAAGAAAGUUAAAAAUAAAAUUGCUAAAUAGAAAAAAAGGAAUAAUGUUUAAAGAAAAAUUAAAGGCUUAGGUAAAAUUAGAAAAUUAAAUUGUCAUUGCUGGUUUGUCAUUUGGACAUUACAAUAUCUGAGCAAUGUGAGAAAUAUUAAAACAUUUCAUACUUGGUCCAUUUUCAACGUUGUAUAAGAUUCUGGAUUUUCCACUUUGUUGAUAAUAUAAUCUAUACCUUGAAAAGUAUUUCAUACUUGGUCAAUUUUUGGCAUUGUACAGGAUGUUAGAUUACAUAUAUAAAUAUGUUUUAUAAAACAUACUUUGAUUGAUAAAGGAUAUAUUUCAAAAAUAAUAUUCUGAGUUUAAUUUCUGUUGCCAUUUUUAAAUUCAUUAAUAUUUUCAGUUUUACUUUUAAUAAAUUUAAAAUAAUGUUUUUAGUUACAUUAUAUAAUAUUUAAAUCCUAUUAUUUAGAUACACCGUGAUUGAUAUUGAAUCUUGUGAUUUUAGUGAAGGCAAUUAUUAUUUUCAACUCUACGUGUUAUUUGUUAACAAUCUUGGUUGUUUACAAUGUGUUUAGUUGCUUUCAAUCUUAGUUUCUGCUCUGUAUCUGUAAAAAUUAUUCUUAACAUCAUGGUAUGAUGCUAAAGUGAAUGCAAAUUUUUGAUUGUUUAAUUUAUUUUGCUUGUUUUAAUCAGAAAUAGCCUAUUUUAAUAAGAAAUGACCUUUUAUAAUAAAAAUUAAAUUUAUUUAUUGCCAAGCAGUAAAGGGUGAAUUUUUACUAUAAUGAAAAAAACUUUAAUUUUUUAAAUGCCAUAAAUGGAAAAAUUAAAUUUUUGUGAAUAAAGUUGCUUAAAAUACAAGUGUUAUGUUUGAAUUUUUUUUUUUUUUACAUUUGAAGGGUUAAAAAUUUGUCAAAUAAUUUUCUUUUUUCAUCAGUACUGUGAUUUUAUUGUCUCCAAAGGUGUUUUAAUCAGGGAAAAUUAUUUAUAUACUUUUUACAUUAACAGCAUUAAAGUUAAAAAGAUAUUUACUGUCACUGUAUAUGCAUGCAUAGAGAACUUUCUUUAAGAUUUAUCUCGAUUUAAUCCUAAUAUUAUGGUUCCCUUAACCGAUUUACUGUGGUUAAGAGUAGUCAGGCUCUAGAGUUAAUAAAAGAAUUAUUUACAAAAAAUUUGCUCCAUGCAAAGUACAAUUGUAAUUUAUCAGCAUCCUAGAAUAUUUUACUUAUUUUAUCGAAGAUGGUAGCUAUUAAUUGAUCUCUUAUGUUAAUGCUUCCUAACCAUUAUUUUUUUCAGGCUCAACAUUAACUAGUCUCGAAUUCUAUCGACCUUGUAUCAAUUUUGAUAUUCCUUUCAUUAGGUCAUUCUGACAUUAUUAAAGUUAAAUAAUGAGUUGUAAUUUCUCUCUUUCACGCCUAGUAUUGCUUCUUAGCAACACUAUGAUAGUUUUUCUUAACUUUAAAUAGUUUUAAAAAAUAAUUUCGUAUCUGCAAGUAGGUUAAUGUCAUAAGUAAAAGGUGUUUUUUUUAAUUUUUUUUUUUAAUUUCAUGGCUUAGUAAUUUUAUGUGUUAUAGUAGUAAUGUUAGUUUGAAAAAAAUAUACUGUUUAUUUGUAAAAAAAAAAAAAAAAAGGUUGGGAAAUUGAUUAAAUUAAAAAAAAAUAAAAUUUAUUUAUUUAUAGAAAAUCAGAGUGAAACAUUAAAACAAUAAAAGUUUUAAAAUAAAGCAAAAAAAUCUAUUAACAAAUAAAUUUAUUUCAUUUUUGAAAUAAUAUUUUUUUUUUUGAAUUUUUCAAUCCCAUAUGAAAAGGUCAGUAAUUGAAAUGCCUGUCUAUGGAGGCUUGGACUGCACAUUCUAAAGUGUAUUAGUUGAUAUAAAACUUCAUGCUGAACUGUAAUUUCUUUAUUCAUAUGUUGUUAAUAAGUUCCUUUGAUCUUUUUAUGCAAUAUUUUGUUAUUGUUGUAUCCUAGUUUUCUUUUUACAUUAGCAAUUAUAUUUCAUAUUUACAAGAUCUUGGAACGAAUGUGAUCAAUUUUUUAGAACAAGUAGUAUUGAGAAAAUGUAUUUUUUUAGCUGUUUGUAAAUAGAAUGGUUAUUCAAGUUUGAUCCUGUUUACCUAUAUUACUAUUUGAAAUAGUGUGUAUUAAAAAUUCAAUAAAUUUCUUUUGUAUUAAAUUGAAA
Parasteatoda tepidariorum (common house spider) is the source of this 5112-nucleotide messenger RNA. RefSeq names its product putative divalent cation/proton antiporter TMEM165. Gene Ontology annotation, biological process: Golgi calcium ion transport; calcium ion transmembrane transport; Golgi calcium ion homeostasis. Lineage: Eukaryota; Metazoa; Arthropoda; Arachnida; Araneae; Theridiidae. Gene Ontology annotation, cellular component: Golgi apparatus. Gene Ontology annotation, molecular function: calcium ion transmembrane transporter activity; manganese ion transmembrane transporter activity. The record is from RefSeq and is a predicted model, not a curated record.